Molecule: messenger RNA, 1200 nt
Organism: Cololabis saira (Pacific saury)
Lineage: Eukaryota; Metazoa; Chordata; Actinopteri; Beloniformes; Belonidae
Product: putative nuclease HARBI1
Exons: 4
Coding region: 82-1200 (372 amino acids)
Source: RefSeq, a predicted model, not a curated record
GUGCGCCCAUUGAACCAACCGAGGCAAAGUACGGGCGAAUUUUCAGUGCUUGUUCGACCUCUGCGAGACAUCGACGAAGAAAUGCACUUCAGGUACUUUAGAAUGUCAGCAAGUCGAUUUGACGAUCUGCUUCGUCGUGUGCAGCCGCUGAUAUCUCACCAGAGCACACACUCCAUGCCUGUUGACGCAGCCCAGAGACUUGCAGUUACUUUGCGAGUUUUAGCUUCUGGUGGCAGCCAACAGUCUGUUGCAGCGAGCUACAAGUUGGCCGCCUGCACUGUAUCUGGUGUAGUGUCCGAGGUCUGCAAAGCUUUAUGGACGGUCCUGCAGCCUGAAUUUCUUCCUUGCCCUUCAACUAGCCAGUGGGAAGCUAUUGCUGCAGACUUUUGGAGAUUGUGGAACUUUCCGAACUGUGUAGGGAGCGUCGACGGGAAGCACGUCAACAUCAAGGCACCUCCACGCUCCGGGAGUGAUUAUUUUAACUACAAGGGUUGUCACUCCAUUGUUAUGAUGGCAACAUGUGAUGCAAGGUAUCGCUUCACCAUGUUGGACGUGGGCGCAUAUGGAAGGGAAAGUGACGGGGGCGUUUUCAAGGAGAGCAAAUUUGGCUCGAUGCUGCUCGACCAUGAGCUCAAUCUGCCCGCACCAGCGAAACUCCCUGGAACACAAGUCCAAAUCCCCCAUGUGAUUGUUGGUGAUGCCGCCUUCCCCCUGCACUGCAAUCUCAUGCGCCCGUUCCCAGGGACCAAUCUGAGCAUGGAGAAGCAGACCUUCAAUUACCGUCUUUCCAGAGCCAGGCGUGUCAUUGAAAACAGCUUUGGAAUCAUGGUGGCAAGGUGGAGGAUUCUUGGACGGCAUGUUGAGUUCCUGCCAGAGAAGACCGUGGAUGUUGUAAAGGCAUGUGUUGUCCUGCACAACUACCUGGCCUACACUGACGAUCUGAACACACCAGGGAGCAGAUACAUACCACCAAACUUUGCAGACUCUGAUUCAGGUGGAUCAGUGGAGCCUGGGGAGUGGCCAGGACUGGUAGCAGGGGACUCAAAUCUGUUGGGGCCCAUAGAUCCCUCACAGAUGUCAAGGAGCCGUUCCAUCAGAGCUGCCCAGGCUGUCCGCAAUGAUUUGACUGCCUUCUUUCAGUCACCGCAGGGAAUUGUGCCAUGGCAGAAUGGCAUAGUGUGCCGUGGCACUCUUGGCUAA